AUGCGGUUCCUAAUCUUUCACAUUGUGUGCUGUGCGAUGCAGCGGAUGUCGAAACGACCGGUCCUAGGCUCCACCGAAUGCGCGUUUCCGGGCCUCGGCGCACCGGCGAUCCCCCUGAGUUUCCUCUCACCCCCUCACCCCCUCCUCCCCUCCUCCCCUCCUCCUCCCGCGACUUCCGCAAUGAAGAAUUAUUCAACUCGUGCAACCAUUAGCUCUCAGCACAUAAAUCGACGCUCGCUUCCGCGAGGGCUCAGUCGCACUCUCCGACCGCCGCCGCUCGUCGCUCAUUGCGUACCUCCCUUCUCACUCGCAACUUUUCAAUCGCACCUUCGAGGUCCCACCCGAUCCCACCUCGUCGCGACCCGACGCUAUUCCCGCGGUUCAACUCGGGCCAUCGCGGAACUUGGAACCUCCGCGGAACCUUCGCAUUACCCCGGUCCGUCCGCUGUCGCCAUGACGCCCAACGCCGGCCGCGUGUCUCGCGUCGGCCUCGCCGCACUCGUCGCGGGUGUCGUUGCCAUCAGCUUCCUCGCGACCCUCGCCAGCGCUCAAGUGGCCAAGUGUGACAGGGAUUGCGGCGACUCUGCUGAUUGCUAUUUCCGUGAUGAUGGCACCCUUGGCUGCGCGUGCGUCAAUGAGGAAUUUGACUUCUACGAACCAGACAAGACGUGCUUUGGCCCCAAGCUGCAGACGACGGUGCAGCUGCUUUGGCCGAAGGCCAAGGCCAGGACGGAGCUCACCUUCCCCAUCUCCAUGCCGGCAGAGCAGCUCACCAGCAGCAUCACGUGCAUCAACGUGAGCUCCACCGCUGCAGGCAGCGCCAAGGUGACGGUGGUGUGGGAUGAUGCGAGCGUGGAAGCGGCCGGCAUGGGCAUGUGCAGGAGCCUCACGGGCUACUCUGGCCCGGACUGCUCGGGCCAUCCGGGCUUGGCCAUCGAUCGCCCGGCAAAUAAAGGGCGGUCCUACCCCGUCACGAAAAGGGCUGUCAGAGCAUCCGAGUCACCGCGAUCAAUUGGCUGCGAGAUCACCACGUGCCACAAGGAGUGUGGAGCUGCUGAGUGCGUUGUGAAUUGGGGUCAGUCGCAGUGCCAGUGCCCCGAGGGCCUCGUGUUCAACGCAGCCAAGAAGCUCUGCCUCGUUCCUCCCCCUCCCAAAUGCAAGCCUGCAUGCACUUCUAAUGCCCAGUGCACGUGGGUGGGAGGAAAGUCGGUGUGUCAGUGCAAGCAGGGCUUUCAAAUGGUGAAGAACAAAUCCACAC
This is a messenger RNA of Closterium sp. Yama58-4, 1258 nucleotides long. The record is from the annotation of a GenBank genome assembly. Lineage: Eukaryota; Viridiplantae; Streptophyta; Zygnematophyceae; Desmidiales; Closteriaceae.